AUGGUCCCCCCAGUCCCACCCUCCGGCAUCUGGGCCUCCCCUAUAACCCUCUUCAACCUCCGCGACAUCAUCGACUUCCAGUCCCAAAUCUCUUACUUCCAAUACCUCUCCUCGCCCAAAAUCGGUCUCGCGGGCUUUUUCGUCUUCGGCACCGAAUCCGAAGCCUCCCUACUCACCCGCCAAGAACGCCGCGACCUCCUCCGCUGCGCGCGCGACUCGGUUCCUCUCGGUUUUCCCAUCAUGGCAGGCGUUUCGGCCCCCAGCGUGAGACAGGUGCGUGAGCACAUCAUCGAUGCGAUUGCAUCCGGGGCUAAUUACGUGGUUGUUUCACCACCUGUUGGGUCUGAACCGAACAAAAAGGGAAGCAAGCAACAAAAUGAAACGGUGGACGCGUUUUUCGACGAUAUCGCCAACUACUCCCAGUUACGGAUCCUAAUCUCUGACGAAGACGGCGGGAUCGACCUCACCAGCGAACUUAUAAUCCGUCAAGCCCUGCGCCACAAAGGCAAGAUCGUCGGCGCCCACUUGCGGUCCGGCAGUAACGUGGUCGGCAAAAUCACCCGACUAGCCAGGGAAUUCCUCCCCUCUAGAAAAGAAUUUGCCAUCUUUGCGGGGCAAAGCGAUUACUUGGUCGGCGGACUGGCAGCCGGGUCAAGCGGGUGCAUCACGGCGUUUGGGAAUGUGCUGCCGUGGGCGUUGGUGUGGCAGUAUCAUGAGUAUGUGAAUGGGGAGAAGAAUAAUGAUAAGGUGAAGAGGGCGGAUGCGCUGCGCGUCAGUGGGAUGUUGGCUAAAGUGGAGGAACAGCUGUUAGAGAGUGGUGGGGGGAUUGCCGCGAUCAAGUUUGCUGCGAGCUUGUAUACGGGGUGGAGGGCCGGGGUGGUGAAGGGGACGGGGACGACGCGGAGGUAUCCAAUGGCGACGGCGGGGCAUAAGGGGAUGGAACUGUUUUUGCCGAGGAAGCCACAGGCGGAUAUUAGUAUGGAGAUGAAAGACAAGAUUUGGAAGGCGGUAAAUUGGGCGUUGGACUUGGAGAGGGAUCCGGUUGCGGAUUAUGAUUUGUUGGAGAAGGAAAAGGCGGAGGGGUCAAGGAACUGA
This is a messenger RNA of Neurospora tetrasperma FGSC 2508, 1095 nucleotides long. RefSeq lists its product as uncharacterized. The transcript has a single exon. The record is from RefSeq and is a predicted model, not a curated record. Gene Ontology annotation, molecular function: 4-hydroxy-tetrahydrodipicolinate synthase activity. Bases 1 to 1095 code for a protein of 364 amino acids. Lineage: Eukaryota; Fungi; Ascomycota; Sordariomycetes; Sordariales; Sordariaceae.